Messenger RNA from Ricinus communis (castor bean), 3831 nucleotides. Its product is annotated as serine/threonine-protein kinase-like protein ACR4. Gene Ontology annotation, biological process: protein phosphorylation. Bases 898 to 3660 code for a protein of 920 amino acids. The record is from RefSeq and is a predicted model, not a curated record. NCBI's taxonomy places the organism in Eukaryota, Viridiplantae, Streptophyta, Magnoliopsida, Malpighiales, Euphorbiaceae. The transcript has a single exon. Gene Ontology annotation, molecular function: protein kinase activity; ATP binding; protein binding.
UGUUCACCUACACUUGCCCAUAUUCAGAAGCUCAAGUUUAUGGACAUUUAUUUCUCUUUCUCUCUCUCUCUCUAUUCUUGCCAAAGCACUGCUCUCAGCAGCAACCACCACCGCCACCAUCAUCAACAACAACAAACAUCAAGAAAUCUACUUCCUUUCUCCCUCUACCAUUUUUACCCUAUACCCUAACAAGCAUGCAAUUAUAUGGAGGUAUGAGAAAAAGCUAGCUUUUGCUAAAAAUGGGGUGUUUUUUUUUUUUUUAAGUGAACUUGAAAGAAGCUGACUUUAUGGCUCCAGGUUUGAUCUAAUGCUUGUUUCUUGAUUCAAAGUUGAAGAACCUCUCUCUUACAGUUGUUGGGUUAGUCUUUUUUUCUAUUAUUAUUAUUUUGGAGCAAGAGGAUAAAGAAAAUUCUCAAACUUUUUAUUUUUAUAUCAUGAAUGCUGUGAAAGAGCAGCCACAAGCAGUACGUUGGUUUUCCCUUCAACUAUAUGUGUAGUUCCUUGUUAAAGUUGGGAACUUCUCGAUCUUGGUCUUUGGUGGAUUUGGUUGGGCAGCACUAGCUUUAUAUAUGUUAUAUUGUUGGCAUUCUCUCCUGCGUUAAUUUCUUUCUGGAAAAUAUAUAUAGUCUCUUCUCUAUUGCCAUUGCUGAAUAUUCAUGGAGGCGUUUAUGACUUGUACAAAAGGAGCAUGUAAUGUUGCCUUAGUGUAGUUGUUGAUUUUUGUUAGUAAUUUAUUGCUGGUUUCAUGGAAUCCAGAAUUUUUUAUCUUGGUUUUUUAAAGCCUAACAUGCAAGUCACAAUCAAAAAGUCCUUUUCUCGCUAUGCUGUUGGUUGGUAACUAUCAAACUCUACAAGGUUGGCGGAUUUUCCUUGUAUAUUGAGGUUUGGGCUUAUGCAAUGGGAAUUUCUAGACAUUUGGUUACAGAUUUUCUUAUCUGGGUCUUCAAGGUUAGUACGUGGAAUGCUGGGACUGUUAUUCCAAUUGUGGUUCUAUCAGAUUUAUGGUGGUUAGGUUCAGGCCUUGGCUCCAUGUCUUCCAUUGCUAUUUCUUAUGGUGAGAAUGGCCCAGUUUUUUGUGGCCUAAAAUCAGAUGGAUCUCAUCUUGUGACUUGUUAUGGUUCAAAUUCUGCUAUUAUCUAUGGCACUCCAGCACAUUUCCCUUUUGUUGGCCUAUCUGCUGGUGAUGGCUUUGUUUGUGGGAUUCUGAUGGGGUCUAACCAGCCAUAUUGUUGGGGAAAUAGUGGUUAUAUUCAAAUGGGUGUUCCUCAGCCUAUGGUGAAGAAUGCUGAGUAUAUAGAAAUCAGUGCUGGUGAUUACCAUUUAUGCGGUUUACGAAAGCCAUUAACAGGCAGGCAUAGAAACUAUUCCCUUGUUGAUUGUUGGGGCUAUAACAUGACCAAGAAUUAUGUGUUUGAUGGGCAGAUUCAAUCAAUAUCAGCAGGUUCUGAGUUUAAUUGUGGGUUGUUUUCUCAGAAUAGGAGUGUUUUCUGCUGGGGUGAUGAGACUAGCAGUCGUGUCAUCAGCUUAAUUCCUAAAGAAUUGAGGUUUCAAAGGAUUGCAGCUGGUGGAUAUCACGUAUGUGGGAUUUUGGAGAUAAAUUCUAGAGCUUAUUGUUGGGGAAGAAGUUUGGACCUUGAGGAAGAGAUCUCUGUAACAUAUUCAGGACAAGGAAAUGUUGAUUUGCCUCCAAGUGAUCCUAUGCUUUCUGUUGUCGGAGGAAAGUUCCAUGCUUGUGGAAUCAAGAGCUAUGAUCAUAGGGUGAUUUGUUGGGGUUUUAUUGUAAAGCCAAGCACUCCAGCUCCUAAUGGCAUUAAGGUCUAUGAAAUUGCUGCCGGAAAUUACUUCAGUUGUGGAAUUCUUGCUGAGAAAUCUUUCCUACCUGUCUGUUGGGGUCUUGGGUUCCCUAGCUCUCUACCUCUGGCAGUCUCACCAGGACUAUGCAGAAGUACUCCUUGCGCACUAGGUUCCUAUGAAUUUAGCAAUGACAAUGCACCUUGCAAGUCACCAAGUUCUCAUGUCUGCUUGCCCUGCAGUAAUGGUUGCCCUGCUGAAAUGUAUGAGAAAACUGAAUGUACUGCGAAACUGGAUCGCCUGUGUGAUUAUAAUUGUUCUAGUUGUUAUUCAGCAGAAUGCUUCUCAAAUUGUUCUGCCUUGUAUUUUGAUGCUGCUAAAGGGAAGAAGGACAAUAAGUUUUGGUCAUUGCAAUUGCCUGUCAUCAUUGUAGAAAUCGGCUUUGCUGUGUUCUUGAUGGUUGUUGUAUCUGCAACCGCGGUUUUGUGGGUUCGCUACCGAUUGAGGAACUGCCAGUGCUCAGCAAAGGAAUCAAAGUCCAAGAGAAACAAAGGGGGUGGCGCUUCAUUUACCAAAGAUAAUGGAAAAAUACGUCCCGACUUGGAUGAGCUUAAGAUAAGGAGAGCCCAAAUGUUCAGUUAUGAGGAACUUGAAAGGGCCACAAAUGGGUUCAAAGAAGAAUCGUUAGUCGGGAAAGGAAGUUUCUCAUGUGUUUAUAAAGGAGUAAUGAAGAAUGGUACAGUUGUUGCUGUUAAAAAGGCUAUAGUUUCUUCUGAUAAGCAGAAGAACUCGAAAGAAUUCCACACUGAGCUUGAUCUACUAUCAAGAUUAAACCAUGCCCAUUUGCUCAAUCUGCUCGGCUAUUGUGAAGAAGGUGGAGAAAGGCUUCUGGUUUAUGAGUUCAUGGCUCAUGGAUCCUUGCACCAACACCUUCAUGGGAAGAACAAGGUCUUAAAGGAGCAAUUGGAUUGGGUUCGAAGGGUUACCAUUGCGGUCCAAGCAGCUCGAGGAAUUGAAUACCUGCACGGCUAUGCUUGCCCACCUGUAAUUCAUCGAGACAUCAAAUCUUCCAACAUCCUCAUUGAUGAAGAGCACAAUGCUCGAGUAGCUGAUUUUGGUCUCUCUUUGUUAGGACCAGCUGAUAGUAGCUCACCGUUAGCUGAGUUACCUGCAGGCACACUUGGUUAUCUCGAUCCUGAGUACUAUAGACUUCACUACCUUACUACCAAGUCUGAUGUUUAUAGCUUCGGUGUAAUGCUUUUGGAAAUACUUAGUGGCAGGAAGGCUAUAGAUAUGCAAUAUGAAGAGGGGAAUAUAGUUGAAUGGGCAGUUCCCUUGAUCAAAUCAGGGGACAUUUCAGCAAUCUUGGAUCCAGUUCUGAAGAAACCAUCUGAUCUUGAAGCCCUGAAAAGGAUUGCAAAUGUGGCCUGCAAGUGUGUCAGAAUGAAAGGCAAGGAAAGGCCAUCAAUGGAUAAAGUAACAACAGCUUUGGAGCGAUCCCUUGCCCAGCUGAUGGGCAGUCCAUGUAAUGAGCAACCAAUAUUGCCAACAGAGGUAGUUUUGGGAAGCAGUAGAUUGCACAAGAAAUCAUCUCAAAGAUCUUCAAACAGAUCAGCAUCAGAAACUGAUGUGGUAGAAGCUGAGGACCAAAGAUUCGAGUUUCGAGCUCCUUCAUGGAUAACUUUUCCAAGUGUUACUUCUUCUCAGAGGAGAAAGUCUUCAGUCUCAGAAGCAGAUGUUGAUGGGAAAAACUCAGAAGCAAAAAAUGUAGGCUGUGUUGCAAAUGCAGGGGAUGGAUUGAGGAGUUUGGAAGAAGAGAUUGGUCCUGCUUCUCCUCAAGAACACUUGUUCUUGCAGCAUAAUUUCUAAAAUGAUCCUGAGAAACCAUUUUGAGUUGGUGGGUUAUGUUUGUUUGAUUUUCAUUUCGUUUCCUUUCAGGAUGAAAAUGUAUAAACCAAAAAAGAGAUGUAAUUUCCUUGAUUACUAAUUAUGCUGCCACUGCCAACUACUAGUAUAACUAAUGCCCCUUUAUUUCUUUUU